UCUUGAAGAGGUUUUGUUUAGAUUUCAAGUUAUUUCAAUCAAGACCUCCAAAAAGGGAAUUUAACAGCUUGAGAAAAACGCAUCCAUGCCUUUCUACUCAGAAAAAUGAGUUUUGAAGAGAGAGCCAAAGUGUUUGUGAACACAUUUAAAGAUUUUAAUCGUGAUCAGCAAAACGAAGUCUUGAAACGAAUCCUCCUCGCCUGUCAGCCACUUCAGCUAAGGUUGCUUUACAAUGGGUUAAAACCACUGCUUGCAGUAGAUUUUGUGGCAUCUCUACCAAAAGAACUGGUAGAAAGGAUAUUCUCAUACCUUUCUGUAAAAUCACUCUGCCGCGUUGCGCAGUGCAACAAAUUGUGGAGGGAAAGAUCAAAUCACAAUGCAUUUUGGUAUCGUUUCUGUAUUCAAAAGGGGUGGGACAGAUUUGGAGAAGAUCUUCUGCAAAUGCCUCAUACAUUAAUCUCUCAAAAGUCAAAUGCAUCAUUGACAAAUAACACAUGUACUGGGCUAAAGCCUGCCACCUGUCGCUGGAAGGAGAUCUACACUCGUGCCCUUUCACUUGAUAAGAAUUGGGAGCAAGGGAGAUACUCUGUUGCACCACUUUUGAGAGGACACAAGGAUCCUAUCACCUGCAUGACUUGUGAUGGUAGCACCAUUGUGUCUGGCUCGUCAGAUAAUACAGUCCGUGUUUGGGAUGUCCGAACUGCUAAGUGUGGUCUUGUUUUGGACUCGCCACAUACUGACUCUGUAAGAUGUGUACAACUAAAGGAUUCGUUGUGCGCCAGUGGAUGUGCAGAUGGAGUUAUCAGACUAUUUGACCUGAAAUCUGGACGAUGCCUCAGGUCAUUUCAAGGACACACAGGGGCUGUGGAACACUUAUCGUUUGUUGGAAGUACAAUCAUUAGUGCAUCUGCUGACCUAACUGUUCGGGUGUGGAAUUCAGAUACUGGUGCUCUUCUUCGCACAAUGACUGGCCAUUCAGAUGAAAUUCAGUUGGAAAUGGCGAGUGUAAAUAAUCAAAGGCUAUUUGAAUUUGUUCAGCCUGGGGUUGUGUGUACCAUAAGUUGUUCAAGCAAAGAAAUGAUUCCCGCAACUGUUUUCUGUUGUGACUUCAACGAAAAGAAAAUAAUAAGUGGGGGAGGUGAUGGUCUGAUUAAGAUCUGGGAUGCUCACACAGGAGAUAACACAUUCACUUUGGUUGGGCAUACAGGUGAAGUGUACUGUCUACAGUUUACUGAUGACAUCAUUGCGUCUGGCUCGGCGGACAGCACUGUGCGAUUAUGGAGUCAUCAAGGUAUCCUGCUUCACACACUGGAGGAGCAUAUCGGGGUAGUUAGGUGUCUGUGCCUCUCAGGUAAUCGACUCAUUUCUGGUGGAGACCGGAAACGCAUCGCUCUUUGGGAUGUGAAGGAGGGUAAGUUAUUGAACGUUUUGCAUCGUAACCCAACAUUGCUGCACCUCAUGUGGGCUGAUGAAACCAAGUUAAUCACCGCCUCUCCAGACACACCAGGAACGAUAACCAUCAUAAAUUACUGGUAGGCCUGUAACAAGUUAUAAACCAAGCGUGCAAAUUGCGUGUGGAUAUGUGUACUUUGGCAGGCGUGCAACUCCUUCCAGAGGAAAAAACAAUGAAUCAUCAAAGUUCUCUAGUGACUUGCAACAAUUUUUGUUUUGCACACGAGUUUGGAGUGAAAUCGAAAACAGAGUGAAUUUAAUUAUUGACUGUCGCAAAGCUAGGCGGUAGUCGAUCUUUCUUGUGGCGUGAAUGUAGACCCGUGUGGCAUGAUGGACAAGCCAAUCGCCAGAGUCCAUUUAUCGAUAAAGGUCGGCACACACGAGGGGACUAGUCCUUGCGACUAGUCCCAGCGACCUGUUUCAUACGACUAGUCCC
Molecule: messenger RNA, 1888 nt
Organism: Stylophora pistillata
Lineage: Eukaryota; Metazoa; Cnidaria; Anthozoa; Scleractinia; Pocilloporidae
Molecular function (GO): protein binding
Source: RefSeq, a predicted model, not a curated record